Molecule: messenger RNA, 744 nt
Organism: Schizophyllum commune H4-8
Lineage: Eukaryota; Fungi; Basidiomycota; Agaricomycetes; Agaricales; Schizophyllaceae
Exons: 1
Coding region: 1-744 (247 amino acids)
Source: RefSeq, a predicted model, not a curated record
AUGGUAUCUGACCCGCGGCGCAUCGCGCUAACUUGGCCGCUACCGGUACCGCCAGCGUCGUGCUUCGCCACCUCCGCGAAGGCGGGCCACCACCAUCACCAUCAUCAUCACCACCACACCGACCCGCGGGACCCGAAAUCGGACGAAUCGAUCCCCCACUGGUCCUACUGGCACUCACGAUGGAGGGGGAACCCUUGGGUCGAGUCGUGGUGGGGGCACUGGCACGCCCGGCACGCGAUGAAGAAGGCGUACUAUCGUAGCAUGUACGCGCGCGGGUGCCCAAUGACGCCGGCUUUCUGGUGGAAUAUGGGGAUGCCUGAGGGUGCUGGGGCAGAGGCAGGGGGAGCGAAACCAGGAAGGCAGGCAGAUCUGGACGCGAAGCACGAUGCGAAGGAGGCGCACAUGGAGAUGCGGGGCAGUCGAUGGGGCGGUCGAUGGGGACACAGGUUAGUCUACUCUUUCCAUUUCGCACCGCUCAACGAAGUCACCACUUCGUCCAGACACCGCGGUCGCGACUUCGACGGCUAUGGCUCCUCUCGCUGGCCACACCGCUUCGGAAAACACUUCGGUCGUCGCGGCCCCCGCUUCAUCCCCUUCUUCUUUCUCUCUAUCCCCUUCCUGUUCUGCGUCCCAUUCUUCUUCCCGGCCUUCAUAUUCUUGCUCGCUGCACCGUUCAUGUUCAUCAUGAGCAUUCCCAUUAUCAUGCUGCACUUUUUCCUGGACAUUCUCUUUUGGAUCUUCUGA